AUGAUCCUCUACUUCAUCUUGCAAUUAACAUUCAAUGAGAGGUUUGUGCUUUCGACCUCCGAGCCUAUGGCUUACCAAAUGUUUAGGAAGCCUGGAGAAUUCAUGAUAGGAGGUUUGUUUCCUUUCCACUCCACAGUUGAUGACUUGGAAAACCAUUGGAAACCAGAACCUCUGAAGUGUUCAAGCUUGAAUCCUACAGGUUAUCUCCAGGCCUUGGCAAUGAAAUUUGCUUUGGAAGAAAUAAACAAUAGCACCACCCUACUUCCAGGAGAGACUCUGGGCUAUGAAAUGUAUGACACUUGUCUUAAUUCCCUGGCUAUUCUACAUUCGACACUGCUGUUCUUAGCUAGGAAUGGGACAGAAGACGUGGAAGUGAGCUGUAACCUUACAGAGUACAAAACCCGAGUUCUGGCUGUGAUCGGACCUUCAUCCACUGAGGUGGCUACUGUCUCCAUGAAGUUGUUCAGCACUUUUCUAAUUCCACAAAUCAGUUAUUCUGUGACUGCUGAUUUAUUUAGUGAUAAAAGUAUCUACCCAGCCUUCUACAGAACUGUGCCAAGUGAUAAAAAGCAAGUGAACGGUAUGGUUACACUAAUGAAGUUCUUCAAAUGGAACUGGAUAGCUGUGAUAGCCAGUAUGGACGAUUAUGGUGUAACCGCUCUUCGACAGUUCUCUUCUUCUGGAAUGGAUAGUGGAAUCUGCAUUGCUUACGAAGGCCUAAUUCCAACAUACCUCUCCGCUUCCGAGACAAGCACCAUCAUUGAGGAUAUUUUACACAAGAUUGAACAGACUGAUGUCAAAGUAGUACUGGUGUUUGCAUCAUUGACCCAAUCUAUAGCACUCUUCCAGGAGGUUAUUAUGCGCAACAUGACAAGGGUUUGGAUAGGAAGUGCAUCCUGGGUCCUAUCACAAAGUAUUCUUUCCUUGCCAGGCAUUGAAUGUGUUGGCACAGUCAUUGGGUUCUUUCCAAGUGCACAAACCAUUUUGGGAUUUGAUGGGUUUUUAAGAAAUACAAUCUCACAGACUUACACAGAAAUCAAUGCUGGCUUUCAAAGCUUUGCUCUUGAAGCUGAUAAAAUCCCUAUCAUUUUGAACCCACUCACAGCUUUGCAUGCCCAUAGUGUCUACACAGCCAUCUAUGCAGUGGCCUCUGCCUUACAUAGACUUCUUAACUGCACCUCUGCAAAAUGCAACAAACAAGACUCUAACAUAUACGCAUGGAAGUUGUUGAAGGAGGUAAAAAAGGUGAACUUCUCCAUCUUUAACACAUUGUUCAGCUUUGACAGUGAUGGAAAUCCUAAUACUGGCUUUGAUAUAGUUACCCAUAGUAUGUCUAUGAUGGGCUUCACCAAAAUUGGAUCCUACAACAAAGAAAUGGAUUUGAACAGUUAUCUUAUUAACUGGGGAACGCCUCAGAAUAUGGUUCCAGAGUCUCAGUGUUCAGGAAACUGCUUUCCAGGACAAGUAAAAAGGGUCAAGGGAACUCAUUCCUGCUGCUUUGACUGCAUCGACUGUCAAGAAGGAAUGUUUCAGUCUAGUGAAGAUGAAUAUCAAUGUCAGCCAUGUCCUGAGGGUGAAUGGUCUAGUGUUCUGAGCACCAGCUGUAGAAAUCCAGUGUACAUGUAUUUACAGUGGAAUGACCUCUCUGUCAUAUUCCUUCUUCUAUUAUCAUUCAUUCUCCUCUGUCUUGUCUUGGGAACCUUUGUCCUCUUCUUCCAUCACAGACAUAGUCCACUGGUCAGAGCCUCUGGUGGUCACAUGUGCUCCUUCGCUCUUGUUUCUUUGUUGGCUGUAACCUUUAGUAUUAUCACUUUCAUUGGUAAACCUGCUGAUUUUAUGUGCAGGUUGCAGCAACCACUCCAGGCUAUGGGAUUUACCUGUUGCCUGUCAACAUUCUCCAUUAAAGCCAUCCAAGUCAUGUUGGUAACUGAUUUUAAGGAUGUUCCCAAAAAAUAUAUUCAAUGGUCAAAAACCAUAGGGACAUGGUUCUUCUUGAUCUUUAGUAUUGUCAUCCAGGGCUUGUUUGAUACAUGGUACAUACUCAGUACACCCUCAUUGUACCAAAAUGAAAAGGUGACUUUCCUCUAUAAGUACCUCAAGUGUGAAAUAACCAAUGUUCUCUGCUUCUUCUUGAUGUUUGGAUACAAUGGAAUUCUUGCUCUUAUCUCCUUCAUGUUGAAUUGUGUUGCUCAAGCUCCAUCUAGUCAGUACAAUCUGGCAAGAGAUAUCACGUUUUCCACAUUGGCAUAUUUGCUGAUAUGGAUUGUCUAUGUUCCUGUCUAUGCUGUGGUGACAGAUGCGAACCAACUUUUGCUUCAAAUGGUCGUGACCCUGGUGAGUGCUUCUGGUAUAAUGUUGGGCUAUUUUGCUCCAAAAUGUUAUAUCCUUCUAAGGAACCCAGAAAUGGCAUCAGAAGAAUAUUUCAAAAUUUACAACAAUUAA
This is a messenger RNA of Hyla sarda, 2442 nucleotides long. RefSeq names its product taste receptor type 1 member 3-like. Gene Ontology annotation, cellular component: membrane. The transcript has 6 exons. Lineage: Eukaryota; Metazoa; Chordata; Amphibia; Anura; Hylidae. Gene Ontology annotation, biological process: G protein-coupled receptor signaling pathway; sensory perception of sweet taste; sensory perception of umami taste. Gene Ontology annotation, molecular function: G protein-coupled receptor activity. The coding region runs from base 1 to 2442 and encodes 813 amino acids. The record is from RefSeq and is a predicted model, not a curated record.